This is a messenger RNA of Hypoxylon fragiforme, 2204 nucleotides long. Its product is annotated as major facilitator superfamily domain-containing protein. The transcript is spliced from 2 exons. Lineage: Eukaryota; Fungi; Ascomycota; Sordariomycetes; Xylariales; Hypoxylaceae. Gene Ontology annotation, biological process: transmembrane transport. Bases 286 to 1671 code for a protein of 461 amino acids. Gene Ontology annotation, molecular function: transmembrane transporter activity. The record is from RefSeq and is a predicted model, not a curated record.
UCGGAAUUAGGGAGAGGUGAUAUUCGGCUACCUACAGAAACAUGUGCGGAUGCUCUAAGUCUAGCUAGGCUUGAUAACAUAGAUGCGGCAGAGGGUAUAGCGAAGGAUCCUCAUCGUAAAAAUACAGGCAAUCCCACUGGGAUUUCAACUAACCGAACACCUAGCCGGACCUCACAAUCAAUUCAAGUCGAUAGCGAAAUCACCCCGAGAGACGCUUCAGAAGAGCAUGAUACGAUAGUAGAAGGUACUCCUCUAGAGGACGGUCCACUAGAGCCUCUAUACAGCAUGCUCAGCGAGCGAGCCAAGGUCUCCGUCAUCCUCACAGCUUCAUUCGCUGCCAUAAUUUCCCCCAUCUCCAGCAGCAUCUACUUCCCGGCCCUGAACUCCCUGGCGGAAGACCUUGACGUAUCAGUGUCGUUGAUCACUUUGACCAUUACGGCAUACUUGGUAAGUUCAAAGCACCCAUUCCUCCAGAAAAAAAAACUUCCCUUAUUAGAAGCGAUACCUAAAGGAGCAAGAACCCGCGCUCACCGCAACCGGCAGAUAUUCCAAGGCCUCGCGCCCUCCUUCAUCGGCAACUUCUCUGACCGAAACGGCCGGUGCCCUGCGUACAUCAUCUACUUCGCCGUCUACAUCGGCGCCAACAUCGGGCUGGCCCUGCAGAAUAACUACGCCGCGCUCAGGGUCCUGCGCUACCUCCAGAGUUCCGGCAGCAGCGGGACCAUCGCCCUCGGCAGCGCCGUCGUCGCCGACGUGCCGACGCGCGCGCAGCGGGGAAAAUACAUCGGCUACGCGUCGAUGGGCGUGACGCUCGGCCCCGCGCUCGGCCCCAUCCCCGGCGGCCUCCUAGACCAGUACCUCGGGUGGCGCUCCAUCUUCUGGUUCCUCGUCAUCUUCGCGGCCGUGUUUUUCGUGGUCGUGGCUGUGGCGCUGCCGGAGACUUGUCGGGCCGUCGUUGGCAACGGGUCGGUGCCGCCGCCGUCCAGAUGGCAGCUCUCGGUGUUCCCGUACCUUCGGCAGCGAGUGAGAAAGGGAAAGCAGAGUGAGGCUGACGUGCAGACGAUAAAACGAGGCCGGAGACGACCAAACCUCCAGGCGGCGCUGAAAAUCGCGGGCGAGAAAGAGGCGGGCAUGAUCCUGUGGUACGGCUCUCUUCCCUAUGCUGGCUAUUUCGCCGUCCUGAGCACUCUGUCCACACGGCUGGAGGCAAGGUACGGGUUUAGCUCGUUGCAAAUCGGGCUAUGCUAUCUCCCACUGGGGUUCGGCAGUUUGACUUCGCGCUGGACCGUGGGCCGGAUCCUCGACAAGAACUUUCACCGCGUUGCGCGCCUCCACGGCAUGCCCAUCGUCCAUAAUCGGCAAGAAGAUAUCCCCAGGUUCCCCAUUGAGUUCGCCCAACUGCAGGUGUCCAUCCUACUGAUCUACGGGGCGUGCCUGACUAUCAUCGCAUACUCGUGGGUUAUGAACUUCAAGACCAGCCUAGCCGCCCCCCUCAUCAUGCUCUUCAUCGUCGGCCAUCUUGUGACGGGUCCUUUCAGCACCCUCAACACCCUGGUGGUGGACAUCAACAGAGAGGCGCCGGCGACGGCGAAGGAGGGAAGGAAAGCAAAGAAAAAGGGAGACCUGGAAUCUGGGUCUCCCGAUGAGAAGAAGUCUACGGACCCAAAGUAAAGAACCCUAGACGAGGACUAAAAGUAGGAACUGUUUCGUGUGGCCUAGGCUUAGAUGCUGUAUAUAUCAGGUAUAUCAGGCAGUGAGGAGUUAUGCAUGGUAGGUAGAAGAUAUUGAUCACAUAGACCUAGGCAACCUUGGUACUUAACAUAAAGCUUUGAUACUUUAACAAAUAUAUCGCCUGCGAGGUAGCCAUCGAUAUCAUCGUUUAUAGUUAGCCCACUGUCGUACUCGUUAUCCGCGAAUACUUAUAGGAUAUUAUAUCUCGCUUUCUAGAUUUAUCCACUCACUACUGCGUGAAUCGACGCCGCUGUCUCCCUUCACGCCUUUUGUACCAGGUCGAACGGCAUUAUGAGGUGCUGGAGGUCCCUCAAAUCUUUCUGCCCUGGGCGAAUCGCUAUUGUCGCCGGGCAAUAAACAGCAUUUCUACAUUUCCGUCUUGAAAGCCGAUAAUCAACAUUCCGAAGCCGUGUUGGCACUAGUUAUGCCUUAUCGAAUACAAGAGGCUCAGUUGGCGGCAAGCGAAAAUCAUC